AUGCAGCCACUCAGUAGUAUGAAGAACCGCUUAUUUAACCUAAGCCGUUACUACACACCCAACAAUACGGCAUCAAAGAACAACAACAACACAGAGCAGGUGCUGCAGCAGCAGCAGCAGCAGCAGCAGCAGCAGCAGCAGCAACAGCUGCAGCAGCAGCAACAGCAGCUUCAACAGCAACAGCAGCAGCUGCAACAGCAACAACUGCAGCAGCUGCAGCAGGCACAGGGGGCCCCUCCAGCUGCAGCUGGUCUCCCAGGGGCCCCCCAACCCAAUACAAACACAGAACAAGGGGGGGCCCCCGGGGCCCCCGGGGGGCCCCCCGCUCCCCAGCAGGGUACAGUACAGGGUACAGCAGCUCCGUACCCUAUGCAGGCUGACAAGAGGAUGGAUGAGGCUACAAACGCAGCAGAGAGGGGCCCCCAGGGGGCCCCCCCCCAGGGGGGAGAUGUGUGUGGUUGCUGCUCUGGCGGUAUAGAUAAUAAUAAUAAUAAUAAUGAGCAUCAUCAUCAGCAGCAGCAGCAGCAGCAGCAGCAACAGCAGCAGCAGCAGCAGCAGCAGCCGCAGCAGCAGCAGGAGGAGACGCAGACAAAACCACAUUUUUUCUCGCUUUGUACGAAAUGUGCAAAUGAUGGAAAGGUAUAUAUUCUUGCUGCUGCUGCUGCUGCUGCUGCUGUUGUUGCUGCUGCUGUUGCUGUUGGUGCUGCUGCUGGUGGUGUUGCUGUUGCUGCUGCUGGCGGUGUUGUUGCUGCUGCUGGUGCUGCUGCUCUUGCUGCUGCUGUUGUUGCUGCUGUUGCUGCUGCUGGUGUUGCUGUUUUUACUGCUUCUGUUGUUGCUGCUGCUGCUUAUCCUCUUUUCCUUGUUAUAUAUGUAUAG
Eimeria mitis is the source of this 876-nucleotide messenger RNA. RefSeq lists its product as uncharacterized. The coding region runs from base 1 to 876 and encodes 291 amino acids. Lineage: Eukaryota; Apicomplexa; Conoidasida; Eucoccidiorida; Eimeriidae. The transcript has a single exon. The record is from RefSeq and is a predicted model, not a curated record.